AUGGUGAAGAUCGCCGUCCUCGGCGCCGGCGGCGGAGUCGGGCAGCCGCUCUCGCUCCUCCUCCGCCUCUCACCGCUCGUCUCCACGCUCGCGCUCUACGACCGGCACCGCGCGCCCGGCGUCGCCGUCGAUCUCUCCCACAUACCCACCGCGAGCCCACGAUCAGUGUCCGGCUACACCGGCGCCUCCGACGGGCUGGCGCGAGCGCUCAAGGACGCCGACGUGGUGAUUGUGGCGGCGGGGGCGGGCGUCACGGCGGAGGUGGCAUCGCGGGACGCGUUGUUCCAGCGGAGUGCGGCCGUGGUGAGCGAGCUGGUGAGGGAGUGUGCGCGGGUGAGCCCUGGAGCGGUGAUGCUGGUCCUUACGAAUCCGGUCAAUGCCAUUGUGCCUUUUACCGCCGCGUUGCUGAAGGCGUACGGGGUGUUUGAUGCGCGGAGGUUGUUUGGGGUGACUGCGCUUGAUGUGGUGAGAGCGGAGACGUUUUUGGCGGAAGCGGAGGGAAAAGAUGGUGGUGGUGGGUAUGCGAAGAUAGAUGUUGUAGGAGGGCAUUCGCCGCAGACGAUCGUGCCGCUUAUGAGCCAAGCGCAGCCUCCUGCGCGGGUGAAAGGGAUAGCGUUGGAAGGAGUUGUGAAUCGGGUUCGGUUUGGAGGGAGGGAGGUGUGUUAUGCCAAAGAAUGGAACGGUGCUGCUACAUUGUCUACCGCUUAUGCCACCUUACGAUUCACAGAGGCUGUAUGCAAAGGUCUGCUAGGGAAAGGAGGCGAGGCGCAAUGUGCCUAUGUGCAUCUUCCCGGUAUUGAAGGUGGGGAUGAGAUAGCCGAGGCCGUCGGCGUAGACUAUUUUGCUGUGCCGGUCGACUUUGCGGUGAAACCUUCUCCUCAAGGUGCAAUCUGUCGGAAGGCCAGCAUACUGACUGUAACUGCCAGAUGUAUGGGGCAAGUCGAGUUGUUAAUCCGCUGA
Messenger RNA from Letharia lupina, 960 nucleotides. RefSeq lists its product as uncharacterized. Gene Ontology annotation, cellular component: cytoplasm. The coding region runs from base 1 to 960 and encodes 319 amino acids. The record is from RefSeq and is a predicted model, not a curated record. Gene Ontology annotation, biological process: tricarboxylic acid cycle; carboxylic acid metabolic process. Gene Ontology annotation, molecular function: L-malate dehydrogenase (NAD+) activity. The transcript has a single exon. NCBI's taxonomy places the organism in Eukaryota, Fungi, Ascomycota, Lecanoromycetes, Lecanorales, Parmeliaceae.